AUGGAGAGCGGCAGGGUGGCGGGGGGCACCGUGGAGGAGGAGGAGAAGGAGGAGGAGGUGGGGGGCACGGGCCGGUCCCCCCCGGUCCUCCGGUCCCCCCUCCGGUCCCUCCGGCUGCUGGGCACCGGGGCGGCCCUGGCCUGGGCCCUGUCGGCGCUGGCGCUGGCGGACGGUUGGCUGCUGGGCCUGCUGGGCGGGCUGCUGCUGGCCCUGGGCGGCUGGCUGGGCACCCGGCUGCUCCUCCUCCUCCUCCAUCUGCCCCCGGGUGACCCCCCGGACCCCCUCGGCCGCCGGCGGGCCCAGCGCCAGCUGCAGCGGGAGCUGCACCGCGCCGCCCAGAAGGUGCUGAGGGACUUCGUGGCCCCCUGGCACGGGGCACCGGGCUUCCAGGCCCAGGCGGCCGCCGCCCUCGGGGGGCUGGCCCGGGAGCUCCAACGCCGGCUGGGCCAGGGCCGCCGGGAUGCCCUGCUCCGCCGGGUCCUGCUGCUGUGCGGGCACCACCUAAGGACCUACCUGCGGGCCCGGGCCGCCUCCCCGGACCGGCCCGCCGGCCUGUGGGAGGAGUACAGCCGCCUGGCCCCCCCGCACCCCGCCCUCAGGGCCCCCCACUGCGAGCUGCCCCACCUCCGGGCCCUGGCCGACCUCCUCCUGGGCGCCCUGGUGCCCGGGCCCCACCUGGACACCCGGACCGGACGCUUCGUGCUCGUCGAGCUCGUCGCCUGCAACGUGCUCCUGCCCCUCGUCGCCAAGCUGGCCGACCCCGACUGCAUCCACCUGCUGCUGGCCGGGGGCUCCGCGCGGGCCCAGGACGGGUCCCCCGAGCCCGAGUCGCGGCCACCAGACAGCCCCACGCCGGCCCGGACGGACGGCGGGGUCGCCCGGGCCCAGGCGUCGCCCCACCGGGCCUGCCCGCCACGUGGCGGCAGGCCCCGCUUCCCGCCGGACGAGAGGCGUGAAGAAGAAGAAGGGCCGGGCGACGUCAACGAGGAGGAGGAAGACGCAGACGGGAGGAAGGCCGGAGUCCCACCCGCUCGCCUCCCGCAGGGUCGACCCUGGGGCCCCCUGUUCCCGUGCGAGGACUCGGAGCCGGACUCCCCGGCGUCCGAGCGGGGCAAGGACCCGGCCCCCGGGGCCCGCCUGUCCGACCAGCUGCGGGAGGCCCUGACGGCCCUGGUGGGGGCCGAGGCGGGCGAAGACGGGGCCGAGGAGACGGAGGACGGCGCGGGGCCGGGCACCGGGCUCGGCCCCUGUCCCGAAAUCCAGAUCGACGGGGAGCCGGAGGGGGGCGGGGAGCCCGGCCUUCAGAGGGACUCUCCCCGAGAGCCUUCCGGGCCUUGCCUGCCACGGCCCUCGACCCUGGCCGGGGAGCCGGACGGUGGCCACCCCCAGCCGUUGCUCUCCUCCUGCUCCCCUUCCGCGUCCUCCCCCACGGGACCCCCAAACCCCGUCCCCUUCAGCUUCGAGCCCCUGGCCAGCCCCGACGGCCCAGUAGUCAUCCAGAACCUGCGGAUCACGGGGACCAUCGCGACACGGGAGCACAGCGGGACCGGCUUUCACCCGUACACGCUGUACACGGUGAAGUACGAGACAGCUGUGGACGGUGGGAACGGCGGCGGUGCCCUGCAGCAGGUGGCCUACCACACGGUGAAUCGGCGCUACCGCGAGUUCCUCAACCUGCAGACGCGGCUGGAGGAGAAACCCGACCUGCGGAAGUUCAUCAAAAACGUGAAGGGUCCCAAGAAGCUUUUUCCUGACCUCCCUUUCGGAAACAUGGACAGCGACAGGGUGGAAGCCCGAAAGAGUCUCCUGGAGGCAUUCCUGAAGCAAUUGUGUGCCAUCCCCGAGAUCGCCAACAGCGAAGAGGUGCAGGAGUUCCUGGCCCUGAACACCGAUGCCCGAAUUGCCUUUGUCAAGAAACCAUUCGCGAUGUCCAGGAUCGACAAGAUGGUGGUGAAUGCCAUCGUGGACACCCUGAAGACGGCAUUUCCGCGCUCGGAGCCUCAGAGCCCGACCGAGGAGCUGAGCGAGGCCGAGUCGGAGACCAGGCACCAGACGGAAGGCAAAAAGUCCAACAAGUCCAGGCUGAGGUUCCCAUCCAGCAAGAUCGCCCCUGCGGCAGAGGCCCAAGAGCAGAUCCUCUAUUGCUUGCGAGAGAGCAGCAUGGAGGCGGACACCUUGCCCCUGGCCGGGAUGGAGUCUUUCAUCGAAAAGCAGGAGAAGCUGCUUGCAGCCUGCGCCGGCCCGGCCCCGGGGGAGGCAGCCGAGUCACCCCCCAGCGGGAGACCGGACGGAACCGGUGGAGAUGCCAAGGAUGCCGCCCCACAGCCCCUGGACCGGACCGACCACGAGGCAGAGUCCGAGACAGCCCUGGCAGACACGGCUCUGGACCUCCUCCUCCUGCUGAUGAGGGAGCAGUGGACGUGGCUGUGUACGGAGAACAUGCAGAAAAUGCUGCACCUCCUCUUUGGGACCUACAUCCAGGCGUGGCUGGAGGUGCAGAUGGACAAGCUGACCUGCCCCCAGCGCUGGGUUCAGUACCUCCGCCUCCUGCAGGAGUCCAUCUGGCCCGGGGGGUCCCUGCCGCCGCUGCCUAAACCUGCCCGGACCCCAGAGCAGAAGGAAGCUGCCGCCGAGCAGGCGCUGCAGAGCCUCAUGGGACUCCUGCCUGACUUUGUCGUGGAGCUCCUGGGCCCAAGUAAGUGCCGCCUGAGUUGGGAGCUGGUCCUGGAGACGCUGCAGCAGCCACUCAUCAACAGGCACCUGGUCUUCUGCCUCUGGGACAUCAUCCUCGAGUUCUUGGCCCUGGACAUCCCUCCAGAUGCACCCCCUCCCACCCAGGAGGCCUUUGGGAACCCCAAAAGGACUGGCAGCUCUGCCUAGACACCCGAGCCAACUGAGGAACGGAGAACAGGGUAGCGGGCAGCUGUCCCCAUUGGGCAUUGGAGCCACCCGCUGACCUGCAGUGUGGCCGGCAGAGUGUGGAGGAACACUUAGGCAGGGCAGCCCCUUGACCUUUCCAGACUGCUCUGGCCAUGGUGGGACCUUGGCUCCAGCUGAAGCCGCAGUUCCGGAGAGAGGCAGAUUCAUGUCCUCUGGAGUUCUCUGCUUAGAGGGUGAGAGGGGUCACUCAUGGGACAGAAACCCCUCGGACUCCUCCCCGACGAGGAGAGUGGGUUUCCCCUGGGCCCCAUAUGGGGAAGCCUGCAGCCUCCGGGGCCCAUUUCGGGAAAAGAAGUGGCCUUCCAGAGGCCAGGAAUGGUUGAGCCUACUGCAUAACUUCCAACCCCCAGAGGGGCAGGAGCACAGAAGGGAUGGGAUGGGAUGGGCCGGAGAUGUGUGAAGGUCUGUUGUCACCUGCCUCUAGAGAGACAGAGAUGACAGGUGCCAGAGAUCUGUGUGGCAAGGAAAAGCUCAUCCCAAAAAAGCCAACCACCCUCAGUGAGCCAACCAGGAAGAUAGGUUAGACCCCAGGGAGCCCCAGAAGCUUUGUCCACACUAAAGAAGAAGCCCUGGAAAGAGAAGAAGAGGUGAGGAGCUGAGGAGGGUGUGGUAUUCUAAGAGUUAGUGGACCAGCGGACUCUGGGACUGUCACUGGGGAGCUUAGGAAAUGUGUGUUGCCUCAAAGCCCUCUGGGUUAGCAGCUGUUCUUCUCUCCUGCCCCUUCCCCUCAGCCCUGCUGCUGCUGCCCUGGCUUCUUUCGAAUCAGCCAGUAAAGGGCAACUUCUCUCCCCCUCAUCUGCUGAGAUCUCAUGGAAGGAGGCUGUAAUGGUGAGGUUGGCUAGCACUAGGAAUGGAAGAGUAAGGGUGCUUGGAAAAGUUUUAAAGAGAUCACAUCUCACUUGCUGUGGUGGCUAGGGGUGUAGUCCUGCCUAAUGGCAGGGGGAUGGACUGGAUGACCUAAGUCCCUUGGCUGAUUAUGGAUCUUUUCUGUGCUUCUGUUCAGUGUCCUGUGCCCUUCCCCCAUCACACACACCCUCUCUUUCUUUUUCUGCCUCCCCCCCGCUCCAAUCUGUCUGCCCAGUCCCGUGCCCCUCUCAGACCCCAUCUUGACAUCUGCUCCCUAUGUUGGCGGGUAUCCAUCGGGUGAUAUAGGAGGGCAAUCCCAAUGAGCUGCUUACCUGGCUGCUUAGAUGGAGUCCAGGAUACUUUUGGAAGUUGGGCCUCCAUUCAGUACAGACAGACCCUCCCCUCCAGGCAUUUUACCACCAUUCGUGACGUUGUCCUGGAAGGUCCAGAUCACCUGGCAGAUGGUACUCCCUGGCUUAACUAUGGCACAAGACCAGUAAAUAAUCCGACGUUA
Tachyglossus aculeatus (Australian echidna) is the source of this 4300-nucleotide messenger RNA. It is a transcript of the gene SNX19, whose product is annotated as sorting nexin 19. The record is from RefSeq and is a predicted model, not a curated record. The coding region runs from base 1 to 2880 and encodes 959 amino acids. Gene Ontology annotation, cellular component: intracellular membrane-bounded organelle; early endosome membrane. Lineage: Eukaryota; Metazoa; Chordata; Mammalia; Monotremata; Tachyglossidae. The transcript is spliced from 12 exons. Gene Ontology annotation, molecular function: phosphatidylinositol binding.